Molecule: messenger RNA, 1957 nt
Organism: Nothobranchius furzeri (turquoise killifish)
Lineage: Eukaryota; Metazoa; Chordata; Actinopteri; Cyprinodontiformes; Nothobranchiidae
Gene: zranb2
Product: zinc finger, RAN-binding domain containing 2
Biological process (GO): RNA processing
Molecular function (GO): lipopolysaccharide binding; RNA binding
Source: RefSeq, a predicted model, not a curated record
GUCGGCUCGUGCUAACGCUUGCCUGCCGCAUGAACCGAGUAGUGUGAGCAAAAUUCAGCUCUGGCUUUAGUGGGCUAACUAUCUAAAAUAAUGUCAGGAAAGAGUUUUCGAGUCAGCGACGGUGACUGGAUAUGUCCAGACAAGAAAUGUGGAAAUGUGAACUUUGCGAGAAGAACGAGCUGCAACAGAUGCGGCAGAGAAAAAACAACAGAGGCAAAGAUGAUGAAAGCAGGAGGAACAGAAAUUGGAAAAACACUUGCUGAGAAAAGCAGAGGCCUCUUCAGUGCAAAUGACUGGCAGUGCAAAACAUGUGGCAAUGUGAACUGGGCUAGACGAUCUGAGUGCAACAUGUGCAACACUCCCAAAUAUGCCAAGCUUGAAGAAAGAACAGGUUAUGGUGGAGGCUUCAAUGAAAGAGAAAACGUGGAAUAUAUAGAACGUGAGGAGUCUGAUGGGGAGUAUGAUGAGUUUGGUAGGAAAAAGAAAAAGUUCCGUGGAAAGAGAGAUAGCACAUCUUCCUCAAAGGAAAGUGAAAAGAAAGAAGUGCCAAAAGCAGCAGCAGUUGCAGCAGCAGCGGAGGAGGAGGAGGAGGAGGAAGACGACGACGAAGAUGGUGACCUGUCAAAGUACAAAUUGGAUGACGAAGAUGAUGACGACGAGGAUGGAGAUCUGUCUAAAUAUGACUUGAUUGCCAGCGAGGAUGAGGAAAAACCAGCCCAGAAGAAGGGCAGCCACUCCGGUUCUUCCCGCUCCUCCUCGCAGUCUUCCAGCUCCAGCUCUCGGUCCAGGUCCAGAUCCCGCUCUAGAAGUUCUUCCUCUUCCAGAUCCGGAUCUCGCUCCAGGUCUCGCUCCAGAUCCAGCUCCAGGUCUGGAAAGGGCUCCUCUCCCCAGAAGAGGUCCCGCUCCCCCUCCUCCUCACCUGAGGGGAGACAGAAGCGCAGUCGCUCCAGGUCCUCAUCUGGAGGGAGGAAACGGAGGCGUUCUAGAUCCCAUUCGUCCGAAAGGUUUGGGUUUCUGUGGAAUACCACAAUGGCACAGAUUAUUACAAGCCAUCUGAUGAGUCGCUUAUGGGGAUGACUCAGAUUUGCAAACUAAUGUUGACAUUUGGCCACAUUGCGCUGCUUUUAUUCUAUUUUGUCAACUUUGCUUCAUGCAUACAGGAUGUGUGCACGCUGGAGCCGGCUAACCUUGUGGUUUCUUCCCUCAAUGUUUUGUGUGAUUUCAGGCGCCAAGACCAUUCAUCUGGAUCAUCCAACUCUGGCUCCAGUUCGAAAAAGAAAUAAAUUUCCUGCAGCCUUUAAACCAAGAAAAUGCUUCUUAGUGAAAGUGCAUGUUGUGUUGGAAAGAAAAUGACCACAUCCCUUCAGUAUGAUGUUCGGUGUCAUAAAGUCUCCAAAGUCUUACUUCCUUCAAAGAAAAAAAGGCAUCAUGAAUUUACCUACAAGCUCCUUUUUUGAAAACCACAUCCAUCCUGAGUGUUUGUAACUAAGUGUCCAGUUGACAAAAUGUUUUUCUCUUUACAAGUAUCAAAUAAUAGUAUCAAGGGAUUCCCUUUUUUAUAACCACACUGAUUGACAAGCAGCACAAUUAAAUUGACACUUCUGUUAAAAAAAUUUGAGCAAUUUUUAUCAGAUCAUCAGUGACCGGUUAAGAUGGGUAACAUAGCGAUUUUUUUUUUUUGUUUUCAAGGUAAGUAUAUUCUUUGAGUUUUUAUUUGAAACGGCUGUAAGUUCAACGUUCUUUGAUUUAAGGUUAAAGUGUACUUUCUUAACUUCGUGGCCUACUCUGACUUAUUUGUACUAAAUUGUUGCUUUUGCCACAAACAAAUUCCGACUUUUCCUUUUUGCUCCGGUGCAGUGUGGGUAACAUUUGUGGUCAAACGAGGCAUCAGUCUUUUUAUCAGUAAAACAACUGAAAUGUACACUUGUAAAUAAAAAAACUCAACCUUGCAUCUUAA